AUGAUCUACCACGCCGGCACAGGCAGUAAGCCCCCCCUCCCGCCUCCCCCACCUUAUAUCCUAUCCCCAUUUUUAGCUAACCCCCCUAUCAAAGAAACAACCUUCCUCGGCACCCUCCGCUUCGCAACCCUCCUCCUCUUCGCCGGCUUCGGCCUAGUCCUAACCCCCCACUACAUCAAAUCCGGCGCCCCCCCCCAGUACCCCCUCGCCUCCCUCGCCUGCGGCCUCAUCCCUCUCCUCUACGUCGGCUACUUCACCACCCCCUUCGUGACCUUCAUCCACCUCCGCCUGCCGCCGUACGCCCGCUGGUCGACCCCCAUCCUCCAGCGUUUUGCCAAAACAGCCCCGCCAAACACCCAGGUCGACAUCACCACCCUCAGCCUGACAGGGACGCCCCGCCACUCGUCCAUGAUGCUGUCUGAUCUCAAGCCGACAAGGGAGCGCUUCGGCAUGGUGAAUUUCACGCGGGAUACGACGGCGGUCAACGAGAAGAGGAAGUGGUGGAGGUGGAGGGCGGUGGGGAGGUUCAACAUCCAGGAGGGGAAUGAGAAGAAUUGCAGGGCGGGGUGGGUUUGGAAGGAUAUCGCCGAGGGGAUUGGGAGUAGGGCUGGGGAGAAGGGGGUGGGUGGUGGCGGGAAGAAGACUGGGCAGUAA
This is a messenger RNA of Podospora anserina S mat+, 654 nucleotides long. RefSeq lists its product as uncharacterized. The record is from RefSeq and is a predicted model, not a curated record. The coding region runs from base 1 to 654 and encodes 217 amino acids. The transcript has a single exon. Lineage: Eukaryota; Fungi; Ascomycota; Sordariomycetes; Sordariales; Podosporaceae.